UGGCGUAGAGCGCGGUAUAGCGCUCGAAACGGUUGCGCGCAUGCUCUUUAUCGAGGGGGAGUGAGUAGCAUGAAUGGAGGAAAAUGGCGGAUCAUGUGCAGAGCCUAGCCCAGCUAGAGAUCCUGUGCAAGCAACUUUAUGAGACAACAGACACAACCACUCGUUUACAAGCAGAAAAGGCAUUGGUUGAAUUUACCAACAGUCCAGACUGCUUGAGCAAAUGUCAACUUCUAUUAGAAAGAGGCAGUUCAUCAUAUUCUCAGUUGCUGGCAGCUACAUGUCUUUCCAAACUUGUUUCCCGCACAAGUAAUCCACUUCCCCUGGAGCAGCGUGUUGACAUUCGUAACUAUGUUCUUAACUAUCUUGCAACCAGACCGAAGUUGGCUUCAUUUGUAACGCAAGCUCUCAUCCAGUUAUACGCCAGAAUUACCAAACUUGGAUGGUUUGACUGUCAGAAAGAAGAUUACGUCUUUAGGAAUGUAAUAGCAGAUGUGACAAGAUUCUUGCAGGAUAGUGUGGAACAUUGUAUCAUUGGAGUGACGAUUCUGUCUCAGUUAACUAAUGAAAUAAACCAAGCAGACACAACACAUCCAUUAACUAAACACAGGAAAAUUGCCUCUUCUUUUAGAGAUUCUUCUCUCUUUGACAUCUUUACAUUGUCCUGCAAUUUAUUAAAGCAGGCAUCAGGCAAGAACCUCAAUUUAAAUGAUGAAAGUCAACAUGGACUUCUCAUGCAGCUUCUAAAGUUGGCUCACAACUGUCUGAAUUUUGAUUUUAUCGGAACUUCCACAGAUGAAUCAUCAGAUGACCUUUGCACCGUGCAAAUUCCCACGAGUUGGAGGUCAGCUUUUUUGGAUUCUUCAACUCUACAGCUGUUUUUUGAUUUGUAUCAUUCCAUUCCUCCAACGCUCUCACCUUUGGUGUUAUCAUGUUUAGUUCAAAUUGCUUCAGUUAGAAGAUCUUUAUUUAACAAUGCAGAAAGAGCAAAAUUCUUGUCUCAUCUAGUUGAUGGAGUGAAAAGAAUACUGGAAAAUCCACAAAGUUUGUCAGACCCAAAUAAUUAUCAUGAAUUCUGUAGACUUCUGGCUCGACUGAAAAGUAACUAUCAGCUGGGAGAGUUGGUUAAAGUAGAAAACUAUCCUGAAGUUAUUCGACUAAUAGCAAACUUCACAGUAACCAGCUUGCAGCACUGGGAGUUUGCUCCAAAUAGUGUACACUACCUACUAAGUCUUUGGCAACGAUUGGCAGCUUCUGUACCCUAUGUUAAAGCCACAGAACCCCACAUGCUUGAGACCUACACACCAGAAGUCACAAAGGCUUAUAUUACUUCUCGAUUAGAAUCUGUCCACAUCAUAUUGCGUGACGGUCUUGAGGAUCCCUUGGAUGACACUGGCCUUGUUCAGCAGCAGCUGGAUCAACUUUCCACAAUUGGUCGCUGCGAGUAUGAAAAGACUUGUGCUCUUCUUGUGCAACUUUUUGACCAGUCGGCUCAAUCAUAUCAGGAGCUGCUACAGUCCAGUAAUGCAAGUGCUAUGGAUGUUGCGGUACAAGAAGGGAGAUUAACAUGGCUUGUAUACAUAAUUGGUGCUGUAAUUGGUGGGAGAGUGUCAUUUGCAAGCACGGAUGAACAAGAUGCCAUGGAUGGAGAGCUAGUCUGUAGGGUUCUUCAGUUGAUGAAUCUGACAGACUCUCGCCUCGCUCAGGCUGGGAAUGAAAAACUAGAACUGGCCAUGCUGAGCUUUUUUGAGCAGUUUCGGAAAAUAUAUAUUGGUGACCAGGUUCAAAAGUCCUCGAAGCUGUAUCGACGUUUGUCUGAAGUUUUAGGACUAAAUGAUGAAACAAUGGUGCUGAGCGUGUUCAUUGGCAAAAUAAUUACCAAUUUAAAGUACUGGGGAAGGUGUGAACCAAUCACAUCAAAGACAUUACAGCUUCUUAAUGAUCUCUCCAUUGGAUAUAGCAGUGUUAGAAAGCUGGUGAAACUCAGUGCAGUCCAGUUCAUGCUCAAUAACCACACUAGUGAGCAUUUUUCAUUUCUGGGUAUUAAUAACCAGUCAAAUCUUAGCGACAUGAGAUGUCGGACAACGUUUUACACAGCACUUGGACGCCUUCUUAUGGUGGAUUUAGGAGAAGAUGAAGAUCAGUUUGAGCAGUUUAUGAUGCCUUUGACAGCAGCAUUUGAAGCUGUAGCCCAGAUGUUCAGUACGAACACAUUCAAUGAACAAGAAGCAAAAAGAACAUUGGUUGGGCUUGUUCGAGAUUUGAGGGGGAUCGCCUUUGCUUUUAAUGCAAAGACCAGCUUCAUGAUGCUUUUUGAUUGGAUCUAUCCAUCCUACAUGCCAAUAUUGCAAAGAGCAAUUGAACUUUGGUAUCACGACCCUGCCUGCACAACACCAGUCCUCAAGCUCAUGGCAGAGCUGGUUCAUAACAGGUCACAAAGAUUACAGUUUGAUGUUUCCUCACCCAAUGGUAUCUUGCUUUUUAGAGAAACCAGCAAAAUGAUUACAACCUAUGGCAAUCGUAUUUUAACUUUGGGGGAAGUACCAAAGGAUCAAGUUUAUGCACUAAAAUUGAAAGGAAUCUCAGUAUGCUUCUCCAUGCUAAAGGCAGUACUUGGAGGCAACUACGUGAACUUUGGAGUAUUCCGUCUCUAUGGAGAUGAUGCACUAGAUAAUGCCUUACAGACUUUUAUUAAGCUACUACUGUCUAUCCCUCAUAGUGAUCUACUGGACUAUCCCAAGCUGAGCCAGUCUUAUUAUUCCUUGUUGGAGGUACUCACGCAGGACCACAUGAAUUUCAUUGCUAGUCUGGAACCUCAGGUCAUUAUGUAUAUUCUCUCUUCCAUCUCUGAAGGACUCACAGCACUUGAUACAAUGGUUUGUACCGGCUGCUGCUCUAGUUUGGACCAUAUAGUUACAUAUCUCUUCAAGCAGUUGUCACGCAGCACAAAGAAACGUUCCACUCCAAUUGCACAGGAGAGCAACAGAUUCCUUCACAUCAUGCAGCAACAUCCAGAAAUGAUCCAGCAGAUGUUAUCAACUGUUCUCAAUAUAAUAAUAUUUGAAGAUUGUCGAAAUCAAUGGUCUAUGUCUCGACCGCUCCUUGGUUUAAUUCUGCUAAAUGAGAAGUAUUUUGCAGAUUUACGAAAUAGCAUUGUAAACAGCCAGCCGCCUGAAAAACAACAAGCCAUGCAUUUAUGUUUUGAAAAUCUCAUGGAGGGUAUUGAACGUAACUUACUAACGAAAAACAGAGACAGGUUUACACAGAACCUCUCAGUGUUUAGAAGAGAGGUGAACGACUCAAUGAAGAACUCCACGUAUGGCAUGAACAGCAAUGAUAUGAUGAGCUGACUCCUGAAGUUCCAUCUGUACAGAGCAGCCUGGGUUUGGCCAGACCACCAGGGGACAACCAUCUUUCCAGAGAGUGCAUUUCUGAUCUCCUUUCCUCUCUGCUUCUGUAUGCUGAAGUUUGUAGAUCAGGGUUAAGGCUUUACUUCAGCACUCAUUGGCCAUGGAGGGGAGGGAGCAAGGGAGAGUCACAUUGAAAAUGAAAAGACAGAAGCAGGGCACUGUUGUUCUUUGGGGAUGAGGCAGUAAGGAAUUCUUAACUUCAUUUCCUGGUCCUUAUCAGAAUCCCAGUGCUCUGCUUUUUGCUUGCCUUGUAAAAUUGUGUACAUUUUUUCAUAACAUUUUGAACAAUGUUUAUAUAAUUCAAUUUAAAAAAAAUUCAAAAGAAAUGAAAGUGUGAUGGAAAUUUUUACAGAUUUAGUAGUAAAACAAUGCUGAAGUGAAGAAUUGUGUAUGUAUGCAAUGCAGGUGUUAAAGGACUGAUGUUGGAUUAGAGUGAAUGAAAAAUAGAACUAUUUGGGAGGGUGCAGACAUUAAAAAUAAUAAUAAAUUUCUUAAUAUUGACCUAUUGUAUAAUUUCAUCUUCCCUAAUGAUCAUCCUAAGUGCAGCUGAAUUUUGUUAACCAGCGGUUUAACUCAGGAGCUCGACACAUUGCCUAUGUCCAUCCCUUUGCAUAAAUUUCUUUGGUGAGGGUCUAUUGGCAUGUUUUCUGAUCAUUUUGUCAAAUCCCUAGUCCCCUGGAAAAUAUUGGCGGUUUUUACUACAGGAUCAAUAUGGCAGCUUUUUACUUUACUUAAGUUUUUGCUGCUAAACACUAGUGAGGACUAGUUCAUUUCUAAGUAUUUCCUUACUCAUGAAGGUUGUGUGUGUUUUUUUUCCCGUUUUUUAUUUUAUUUUAAUUCCCUGAUAUGAAUGUGUCUCGUGAUUGUGUGUUGGAUCUACUGAAUGGUCAGAUAUCUGGUUGGCUUGUAUGGAUGAAUGCACUACAUACAGUGUAAGCAUUGUGACUGCAAAUAAAACAUUAGUGAUUUGUAA
Molecule: messenger RNA, 4380 nt
Organism: Erpetoichthys calabaricus (reedfish)
Lineage: Eukaryota; Metazoa; Chordata; Cladistia; Polypteriformes; Polypteridae
Gene: xpo7
Product: exportin 7
Biological process (GO): protein export from nucleus
Cellular component (GO): cytoplasm; nuclear pore
Molecular function (GO): small GTPase binding; nuclear export signal receptor activity
Source: RefSeq, a predicted model, not a curated record